UCUAACAGGAGAGAGUCAGAGCCUGCUGCUUAGAGAGUCUCGACUAUCAACCUGUAGACCUUGUUUAAUGCAGCCUACAGAACAAGGACUAGUCUGAACAGACUCCACACUGAAAAACCAGAUACCAAGAGCUUCAACCCUGAGUUCAAACAAAAUUCCCAUGUGGGUGGUAGAGAAGAUCCGUGUGUCGGUCGAAAGGACCAACCUGCCGCUUCCCAUAACGGAAUACAGCUUCAAACUCGGAGACAUCAUGUUCGGAGACAAGUCGUCCAUUGACAAAGCCAAAAAAGUCUUGCUGUGUCCAAACAUCAUUACCCCGGACACCAUCCCGGAGUUCUGCAUUCCCCCGAAAAUCUCAAGCCCAAUAGAGGGGAAGAAUAUCGAACUGGGGAGGCCGACUCCUUGCAUCCGAGUUUCUCCCUGUGAGAAAGGAAGUCCAAAGAGAGAGAUUGUUUCCCGAGAGCUGACCAAUAAUCAUAUCAUCCAGGUGGAGAGUGUCGAUGAUGGUCCGUAUGACAAUGGCUGUAGUGAUGAAGAAACCACCAAUGCUGAUCCCCAAAGCCAGGCAGCACUUUCCCUACCACAUUUAGCCAAAGCUCAAACCUGCUACGGCUUUUGCACCUUACUCGAAAGUCCCCACACCAGGAGAAAGGAGUCUCUUUUCCACAACGACCCAAACUCCAGUGGGAUCCCUUUGGUUCUUCCAAGGAGUCGAUCGAGCACUUGCUCCAAAUCUUCCCUGUCUGCGUCCCCCUUGUUGCCGUCUUCAUCCUCACCUUCGUCAUUCAGCCUGAACUCUCUUACUUCAAGACUUUCACCUAAAGGGUUUACCCUGCACCGACAGGGAACUCUAGAUAGCGAUACUACUUCCUCGGCAGAGUCGUCUCCUUUUAGUUCACCUCUGCUGAACAGAUGCCCACCGAAAUCCUCUCUCCUCAAAGCACUUAAUCAUGAAAACCUACUUUAUCGUAACCUCCGAAAAGCAGCCAUGUCUAGAAACAAUUCGCUGUCGACAGAUGAGGGUAGCUCUACGGACAAUAGUCCUAAUAUUAUGAGGAGAGCUUCUGAAGGCCUCGUUGAGCCUCUCCCAUGUGGUUUCGGCUUGGCACCUCCAUCUAUCUUUCCUAUGGAUUUGGUUUUGCACAGGGAGAGGGUGAUGAAAGAGAAUUUGGUGCCUGUUGGAAGGGAAGGAACCUUGCGAUUGUCGGCAGAGUAUUGUCCUGAAAACCAGAGGUUGCGUGUUCGCCUCAUAAGUGCGGAAGGCCUGUACGCUCUAUCGGUGGACCCUAAAAGCAUUAACUGCAGUGUUAGCCUCUCUCUCAUGCCUGGAAAAAUCCAGAAACAGCGCAGCACAGUCAUCAGAAAGAGUCGCAAUCCGAUCUUCAAUGAGGACUUUUUUUUUGAUGGUAUAACCGAGGAUGAUCUCUGCCAGAGGUCGCUCCGAUUUAAAGUUGUUAACAAGAUGUCCACAAUGAAAAGAGACUAUAUUUUGGGCAACUAUGAUCUUCCUCUCACUAGCAUUGUCACAUUGUAGUUUAAAUUGCCUAAUUUAUUGUGUAUGAAUGUGAGUGCAUGUGUUAUGUGUAUUACAAAAUGUUAUUUAUUGCCAAAUCUGUUUAUUUGCCAAAGACGACUACUACUAUUUUUAUUAAA
Molecule: messenger RNA, 1653 nt
Organism: Danio aesculapii
Lineage: Eukaryota; Metazoa; Chordata; Actinopteri; Cypriniformes; Danionidae
Gene: c2cd4a
Product: C2 calcium dependent domain containing 4A
Exons: 2
Coding region: 161-1534 (457 amino acids)
Source: RefSeq, a predicted model, not a curated record